Molecule: messenger RNA, 1689 nt
Organism: Cadophora gregata
Lineage: Eukaryota; Fungi; Ascomycota; Leotiomycetes; Helotiales; Ploettnerulaceae
Exons: 3
Coding region: 1-1689 (562 amino acids)
Biological process (GO): transmembrane transport; nucleobase transport
Cellular component (GO): plasma membrane
Molecular function (GO): nucleobase transmembrane transporter activity
Source: RefSeq, a predicted model, not a curated record
AUGGCUUUCCGUCAGCGGAUCAGCAAAAUCAAAGAGGGUGCGAAGGAGAAGAGAAAGCCUUCGGGAUGGAUUCUUCCACAGCAGAAAAGCUCCUUUGGAGACGAAGGCACUUGGACAAACAUCGACAUGGAUGUCACUCCUCUGGAUCGACGAACAUGGACAGCUGUGACCAUGGCUGGGUUUUGGUUCUCAGAUGCGCUGAAUGCUCAGUCCUGGAUGGCUCCCUCUUCCAUCCUCGCUGUGGGGUUGACUUGGCGCGAGGCUAUCGUCUGUAUCAUCUUCGGAAGUCUUUGCUGCACCGUCCCUCUCGUUCUCAACGGAGUUCUUGGAGCUCGUCUUCACGUUCCCUUUCCAGUCGCCAUGAAGUCUUCCUUUGGCUGGUACUUCGCUCGCUUCGCCAUCGUCGUCCGCAUGGCUACCGCUCUCUUCUGGCAUGCUAUUCAGACUUACACAGGAUCUACGGCAAUGACUCAGUGCAUCCGUGCUAUCUGGCCUUCGUAUCUUGACAUCCCCAAUCAUAUACCAGAGUCAGUUGGAAUCACCACUCAACAAAUGGUCAGCCACGUCAUCUUCUGGUCUGUCCAGUUCCCGAUUCUGCUUACUCCUCCACACAAACUUCAAUGGUUCUUCAUCUUUAAAUUUGUGGUGGUAACAAUCACCUGUGUUGCAACCGUCAUCACCAUGACCAAGAAAGCCGGCGGUUCAGGUGACAUCUGGAAACAAGAAUACGGUGUGUACGGUGCCAAGCGCUCCUGGCUGAUCCUCUCCUCCCUUUCAUCCAUCACUGGAGGCUGGGCAACAAUGGCAACCAACAUCCCAGAUUUCACUCGCUACCUGAAAAAAGAACAAGGCGUCUACUGGCAAGUUCUCUUCCUCCCACUUAUCCAGCUGGUCCUUGGUCUCUUCGGUAUCAUCAGCACCAGUUGCGCCAUGGUCGUCUACGGCGAAUACAUCUGGGACCCUCUCACUCUCGCCGCUCAAUGGGACGGCCCUUCAGGUCGAGCAGGAGCUUUCUUCGUCGGCUUCGCCUGGGUCGUCGCUCAAAUCGGAACCAACUUGUCCGCUAACGUCAUCUCCUGCGCCAACGAUAUGACCUCUCUCUUCCCCAAAUACAUCAACAUCCGGCGCGGUGUGAUCAUCACCACCAUUACUGCAGGUUGGAUCAUGGUCCCCUGGAAGAUCAUCCACAGCGCUGCCUCGCUCCUCUCCUUCAUGGCCGGUUUAGGUAUUUUCCUCGCUCCAAUUGCAGCUAUCUGUGCAGCCGAUUUCUGGAUCACUAAAAAAACACAUAUCGAUGUCCCGGCUUUGUAUAAAGCACACGGUCGCUACAGAUACAACAAAUAUGGCACUAAUUGGCGCGCCGUCAUUGCUUUCCUCAUUUCUGUCGUGCCGAACAUCCCCGGCAUGGCAGCUUCCGUCAAUCCGAAAGUCGACGCUGGUGGCGCGAAGUACAUUUACUACAUGUUCUAUAUCUGGGGAUUCACGAGCGCGUUCACGACUUACAGUUUGUUGAACUAUUUCUGGCCAGACGCAAGUACGCUUAUACCGGAGACCAUUCAUGGUGAUGAGGCGUUGUAUGAUGCUGAUGGGGAGGUGGUGGAUGCUGUUGAGGAGACCGGCAGCGAGAAGGGGAGCGGGGAUUUGGGAAGCGAGAAGAAGGCUGUGACGAGCAAGGAUUAUCCGAUCUAG